ACGGCGGCGGCGUGGAAUUAGGGUUGGUCGGGCGCGGGGCGCCGGUUGGCGGAGCUGGGCUGGACAGGCGGCGCAUCUCGGCGGGAUCUCAGCCCUCAAGUCCACGCUUCUCGGCGUCGGCGGGACCGGGACAGCGGCACUGUGGUAGGCGGCCAGGCCCAGCAGCAAGGAGCCAAGGAGCAGCUAUGGACAAAAGGGGAAGGCAAAGGCAACAAAGAGGAAUGAUUUGACAAGAUAUUUUGUGUCGCGUGUGAUAGUAGCUCUAAUCCAAGCACACAUCAAAGUACAAAUGUGACGGGGUACUUCAACGCCACCAUCAAAUUUCUUUUUAUGCUUUGAGAGUUCGCCCCACCUCGAUUCUGUUCUGUCCUCCGCCCAUGCUCCCAGUCCCAGUCCCAGUCCAGCUCACAAAAAGUCAACACCAACCAGGGAUGUAGUGAGGGCAUCAAUGGUGCCUUUGGUGAGCGUUGAGCUGGGCGCCUUCGAGUCCCUGCUGGUGAAGCUUAACGGCCUUCUUGACAGCGAGUAUGGCCGCCUCAAAGUAGUCCGCCGUGAGAUCCGCUACCUCGAAUCCGAGCUCAUCAGCUUGCAUGCUGAGCUGCAACGGUACACGGAUCUAGAAGAUCCUGAUGUGCAAGUGAAGCUAUGGAUAUCACUGGUGAGGGAGUUGUCGUACGACACUGAGGACGUCUUCGACGAGUUCUUGCAUAACCUUGGUAAGGGCCGAGGCCAUCGCGGCAGCCUCAAGGAGUUUUUAAGCAAGAUUGCUCUCAUUCUGGAGAAGCUUGGAGUUCGGAGCACAAUCGCUCACCAGAUCAACGACCUCAAGGUUCGCACCCAGGAAGUGAAAGAGCUCAAGGAUCGUUACAAGGUGGAUAAUAUUCGUUGCAAUGCAUCUGGCCAUACAGUAAGGGAUCCCCGGUUGUGCGCUCUCUAUGUGGAGGAGGCACACCUUGUUGGCAUUGAGGGUCCAAGAGAUGAUCUUGCCAAAUGGAUGAUGGAAGAAGAAAACAGCUCGCCCAAGCAUCGCAAGGUGUUGUGUAUUGUUGGUUUUGGUGGAUUGGGAAAGACAACACUAGCAAAUGCGGUUUAUCGCAAGGUUGAAGGGUAUUUUCAUUGUCGGGCUUUUGUAUCGGUCUCGCAAAAGCCAGAUAUAAAGAGAAUUAUCAAGAAUGUGAUCAAUCAGGUGUGUCCUUAUAUAAAAGAUAUUGAGAUCUGGGAUGAAAUUGCAGCCAUUGAAACUCUACGAGAUCUGCUAAAAUAUAAAAGGUAUCUUAUCAUCAUUGAUGACAUAUGGUCUGCAUCGGCAUGGAACGCUAUCAAGUAUGCUUUUCCAGAGAAUAAUAAUUCCAGCAGAAUCAUAGUUACGACACGCAUUGUUGAUGUAGCGAAAUCAUGUUGUUUGAGUCGUGGUGAUCGUAUGUAUGAAAUGGAAGUCCUAAGUGAUCUUUAUUCCAGAAGAUUGUUUUUCGAUAGAAUAUUUGGUUCGGAGAACUGUUGCCCUGAUGUGCUUAAAGAAGUUUCAAUUGGAAUACUGAAAAAAUGUGGAGGCCUACCUUUGGCAAUUAUUAGUAUGUCUAGUUUACUUGCUACCAGGCCAGCUGUCAAAGAAGAGUGGGAGAAGGUCAAAAGAUCAAUUGGUUCAGAACUGGAAAACAGCCGAAGUCUAGAAGGAAUGAAUCGCAUACUAUCCCUUAGCUACAAUGAUCUCCCACCUAGCCUGAAGACAUGUUUGUUAUAUUUAAGUGUAUUCCCCGAGGAUUAUGUGAUUGAGCGAGAGAGGCUAGUGAGGCGAUGGAUAGCAGAAGGCUUUAUUUCUCAAGAGCAUGAUCAAAGCCAAGAAGAGAUAGCUGAGAGAUACUUUUAUGAGCUUAUCAACAAAAAUAUAGUCCAGCCGAUAGACAUUGGCUAUGAUGGUAAGGCUCAUGCCUGCCGAGUUCCUUAUGUGAUGCUUGAAAUUAUUACUUUAAAGUCAGCUGAAGAUAAUUUCAUGACGGUGGUAGGCGGUGGCCAAAGGAAUAUGGCAAAUCGUCAUGGUUUUAUUCGGCGAUUAUCAAUCCAGCACAUUGACCAGGAGUUGGCAUCUGCAUUGGCAAAGGAAGAUUUAAGCCAUGUGCGAUCUCUAACAAUAACAUCAUCAUGUAGCAUGAAACACUUGCCUAGUCUUGCUGAAUUUAAAGCUUUACGUGUACUAGAUUUUGAAGGUUGCCAGGGUUUGGAGGGGUAUGUUAUGAACAAUAUGGACAAAUUGUUCAAACUAAAGUACCUCGGCCUUAGAGACACGGGCAUAUCAAAACUACCACCGGGGAUUUUGAUGCUAGUUGAUCUAGAGACUAUAGAUCUUAGGGGAACAAGUGUGCAUGAGUUGACAUCUGGAAUUGUUCAGCUCCGUAAAUUACAACACCUAUUUGUUGCAGCAAGAACAGAGAUACCAAAGGGAAUUGGAGAUAUGAGGAACUUACGGGUGAUGUCUUGUUUUAGUGUUACCAGCAGUACAGCUGAUGCGCUGGAGGAACUCAAGAACCUAACCAGUUUGGACAAACUCUCUGUAUUUUUUGAGAGUGAAGGAUCCAACGAAUGUAAGCAGCAUGAAGAGAUGUUACUCUCCUCGCUAGGUAAGCUUGGCACCUGCAGACUGUCUUUAUGGACACACAAGUGGCGUGGUUCCCUUGAGUUCUUAGAUUCUUGGACCCCUCUGCCAUCUUCCCUUGAAAAUUUCCGUAUGUCCGGUGGCUGCUAUUUCAUGAAUAUUCCGAAAUGGAUUUCAACAUUACCCCGCAAUCUUGCUUACCUGGAGAUCAGCUUAACUGAAUCAAGGGAGGAGGAUCUGCACACACUUGGUAAGCUACCGGCUUUACUGUAUCUGAAACUGUCAUUCAUAGCAGACCCAAUUGAAAGGAUUACAGUCCAAGGCACUAGUGGAUUCCUAUCUCUGAAGGAGUUUGUCAUCUAUAGUGUGGCUGGGGCAUACGUUAACUUCAUGGAAGGGGCUAUGCCAAGUCUUGAGAAGCUUAAUGUGCGAUUACAUGUGUCUCUGGCAAAAAACUAUGGCUUCAAUUUAGGCAUUCAGCAUCUUCCAUAUCUCAAAGAAGCAGUAGUGAGUCUUUACAAAGUCGAUGUAACGCCUUCCGAAAUCAAUGCUGCAGCUGCUGCCAUCAGGAACGAAGCACGUGAUCACUCCAACCGUCCCACAAUUGAUAUUUCUGGGGAAUCCUAUGAAAAGCACAAUGAAGAGAUCGGUAGUUAUGUGGCAGAGAUCAAGGAAGUUGGUGAAACUUCUGGGAGUUCAUCGUUCUCCGGAUGAAAUUAAUCGUUUUCAUCAUCAACUGCAAGAGGAUGAUCGAGGUGCUUGGAGUGUCAUGCUGAAGGAGGCCUGAUUGAAACUACUGUUCCUUGUACUACUUUCAGAAGAGCAUAAAAAUGGUCACGUCCAAAAAGAGUGCUCUCAGUUGUUACAUGCGGAGUAUGCUACUUAAUUACUUUGUUUGAUUAUUUUGUUAUUACUACUUUUGUACUAUUAAGACUUGAAAUCUAGGGUCAUCCUGGGCUGUGGAUUAUGUUUUCCAUUGAACACUUGUAUUAUGAUCAGAUUGCAUGUAUCAUGAGGAGACGUAUAUGUGCAGUACUAUUAUGCAUUACUUUGUGCUGGAACUGUUGGUGCUGCUACAUAUAAUUUCUGGUUUCAGACGGGUGUA
This is a messenger RNA of Brachypodium distachyon (stiff brome), 3695 nucleotides long. Its product is annotated as putative disease resistance RPP13-like protein 3. Bases 449 to 3304 code for a protein of 951 amino acids. The record is from RefSeq and is a predicted model, not a curated record. The transcript has 4 exons. Gene Ontology annotation, molecular function: ADP binding. Gene Ontology annotation, biological process: defense response to other organism. NCBI's taxonomy places the organism in Eukaryota, Viridiplantae, Streptophyta, Magnoliopsida, Poales, Poaceae.